Messenger RNA from Alternaria conjuncta, 1107 nucleotides. RefSeq lists its product as uncharacterized. The transcript has 2 exons. NCBI's taxonomy places the organism in Eukaryota, Fungi, Ascomycota, Dothideomycetes, Pleosporales, Pleosporaceae. Bases 1 to 1107 code for a protein of 368 amino acids. The record is from RefSeq and is a predicted model, not a curated record.
AUGCCUUAUAGCCUCCGAGAUCUAGCCAAAUUGAAAAAGCCUGCACGCUACAGGUCCACCGCUGACGAAGAGUCCACUGCCCCAGAACCAGCUUCUAGCGACCAAGGUACAGACCUGAGCGACCAAGAUGAGGAAACCCACUCCCAAGGACCUUCGCGCACAAAUACGCCGGCCCCGAACCCAGACUCACUUAGAUCUUCGUCUUUCACCAACGACGACGUUUAUCUCACACCACACCCAUUUUCGCCGCUCUUCAUGUCCAACGCACCCCACCCCGCGCCAACAAGCGCAAGCAAUCCACCAAACUCCCAAGAGAGUCGCAAAAUGGCAAACAUCAAGUACGUAAAGAAACGCUCUGGCGACGAACAGCAGCCCCAAGCAGCGCCAGUAGUACGCGACUUCGCCAUGCGCCCUAGCAGGACCUCUCAGCGCGCAGCAGCUUCUGAACCCGAACCUGAGCCCACACAUGUCCCUCAGAAGCCAGCGGCGUUCCCUUCGCUACCAGCCAACACUCCACCACCGCCGUUUGACCCGAAAUUCUCGGGUCAUGGUAUGAGAGAGCUGAUGGCGGCUAUCGAGACCGGCGACAAGACGCGCAUGGAACACAUCAAAGACCACUUCAAGAUUGAAUACGAGGCGGGUAAAGAUCCCUGGUAUGUGGCCUUGAGGCGUCGCUGGGACCCUAAGAUGGUCGAUUCCAAGGUCACAUUCGAAUCUCUAUGGACAUCACUACGCCAGACCAUCAUCGAGCAGAUAAAGGACGACUUCAUUCCCGGCACCUAUAUCAGUCGCUUCUACCCCGUAUGCUGCAUCCUGAGCCUCUCCAAGGCGAAGCUGGAUACGAUUAUGGCAGAGAACGCCGCAGUAUGGGAGACCGAGGCUGAGAUCCCACAAUACUUCAAAGACUACAGAAAACGAUACUCCAAUGCCAUCAUCGAUCCGGAUGAGCCUCCCCCCACCGAAGUAGUGAGGGCGAUCAGGUUCUUGAGACAGCAGAGGCUUCCUGUUAGUUUGUUGGGCGAGUGGCAGGCACUGCCGGGACCUGAAGUAUUUCACCAUCCUCACAUGUUUCACCUUCCCACUGUACAACGUAGUAACGAUCGGUAG